CACCAGUCCUCAUCUCUCCAAGACUCGAUACCGGCUUGAUAGGAACCAGUGGCGCAAUUGUCCGAGCACAAGAUUGUGCCAGGGGAGAAGACUAGCACACAUCUGUAGAAGUUCUCUGGAGGUGUCUCGUGCACUCAGCCACUCUGCACCAUCAGCUAUAAACUUAGAAGUUGCUCAAGUCAAGUUUGAUGAGGAAGUUUCCAUCUGUUCGGAAUUCUCACAGUCUCAGACCUCAUACCUGGUGGCUGAGGAGGACCACAGGCUUGCAGGGUUUGGUUACAACUGCCCAGGAGGAACGAGUGAAGAGUGCAUGACUGUAGCAGAAGAUGAACACAGCUAUGACCAUGGUGACACCACUCUUGAGCACAACUCAGGUAUAUCUGGUCAGUCUCGCUCUCGCUCCCUCUCUAGAGUGACCGUUAGUACCGAACAUUCAGCAUCAUUCAACUUUGACAUGUCCAAUCGGGCACGACUUCCCAAAGGCAUUGAAAACAUCAAACCACAUCUUGAAAAUGUUGAUAAUGUUCCGUUGUUGGUGUCUCUCUUCACGGACUGCACUCCACCAGCAACAUGUGCUAUGCUCACCAUCAUGCAGGAAUAUACUGAGGUUACUAUGGUUAUGGGAUCCUCUGCAAAUGCUGACAACAUGAGGCUUUUUAUGCAGGCUGAUGCCAGGUAGGUCAUCCAGUACUUGAAAUGGUUGUUGAAGUACCGUGUAUGUACAGUAGGACCCCGCUUUAUGGCAUUUCGCCUUACAGCAUUCCACUAAUGCGGACAUUUC
Messenger RNA from Cherax quadricarinatus, 781 nucleotides. The record is from RefSeq and is a predicted model, not a curated record. Lineage: Eukaryota; Metazoa; Arthropoda; Malacostraca; Decapoda; Parastacidae.